Molecule: messenger RNA, 548 nt
Organism: Colletotrichum navitas
Lineage: Eukaryota; Fungi; Ascomycota; Sordariomycetes; Glomerellales; Glomerellaceae
Exons: 2
Coding region: 10-291 (93 amino acids)
Source: RefSeq, a predicted model, not a curated record
CGUUUUCCUAUGCCGUGUCCCACCUAUAUAGCGACUUUACAACUAAAUCAUCUCGUUCAUCUGCCCUGUGCCCCGCAAAACAAGCUGUCCAUUGUUUGUGACACAAGAGACAGGCACGACUCUCAUUGGAAGUCACCGCUAUCCUCAAGCGCGAGGCCGGAUGCAAGCACAACUUCCCCAUCGUGGUCAAUAAAGCGAAGUGAGUUGCAGCCGAUGAAUGUAGCAGAUGCCGCUGUUUAUCAACGAGAUGGCAAGUAUAGGCUCAGGGCUUCGCACGUAGUUUUUGCUUAAGCGCAUAUGCACUACUGGCGCGUAAUGAUUGGGCGGACAUAUGCAGAUGCUUUUGUGUGACCAUACUUCGCUUGUCAUGUUGCAGUUCAGCUCUGGCAACUAAUAGUGUGCACAGAUAAUCGUACUUUGGUACACCUAGGCCAAGUAUCUGAGGGGAAACAUUGCGAGAAACGGAUCUACUGUGGCAUCUUGUAAUUUUAUUAAUGGAACAACAAGGUUAUUGUUUCUUAUGUUUUUUCCUUUUGGUUUUCUGUCAC